Molecule: messenger RNA, 5002 nt
Organism: Chelonoidis abingdonii (Abingdon island giant tortoise)
Lineage: Eukaryota; Metazoa; Chordata; Testudines; Testudinidae
Gene: MAN2A1
Product: mannosidase alpha class 2A member 1
Biological process (GO): protein deglycosylation; N-glycan processing; mannose metabolic process
Cellular component (GO): Golgi membrane
Molecular function (GO): alpha-mannosidase activity; carbohydrate binding
Source: RefSeq, a predicted model, not a curated record
UCCUCUUGCUGGGGGGCGGCGACGGACUUCGGUGCCGCUCAGAGGCAGCCGGGCGGAGCGGAGCAGCUGGGGUGCAGCAGAGUUGGUCCCGCAGCGCCGCCACUGCUCCUCCACUCGGUAAUAACUAGUCCGGGGGGGCGUGCAGUCCGCUCCGCUCCCGGAAACUCUUGGCGUCUCUUGAGAAGGAGGCGGCGGCGCAGGGGGCUGAGCGCGGCUGGAGCGGGGGAACUUCGGGGACUUGGGGCUGUCGCGUGAGGACACCCACUGCCGCCUCCUGGACAGCCUGGCCGGAGGAAACUUUUCCCUGUGAGCUGGGGAAGGCAGCGGGCCCGGCGGAGCCAGCGACCACCCCCAGAAGUUGAGCGGGCGCUGUCAGAGCCCCGGCCGGGUGAGCGCGCUGGGAGCUGCUGGCUGCGGGGCCCGGCUGCCAGCGGACAUGAAGCUGAGCAGGCAGUUCACGGUGUUCGGCAGCGCGAUCUUCUGCGUCGUGAUCUUCUCCCUCUACCUGAUGCUGGACAGGGGCCACUUCGACCAUCCCAAAAGCCCCCGCCGGGAGGGCACUUUCCCCAAGGGCCAGCUUUCAAUAUUACAAGAGAAAAUAGACCACUUAGAACGUUUGUUGGCAGAAAAUAAUGAGAUUAUUUCCAACAUAAGAGAUUCUGUGAUCAAUCUGAGUGAAUCUGUGAAGGAUGGUCAAAGAAACCCAGAGGCCGUAAAUUUCAGUCAAGGAUCUUUUUCUGAGCUUCUGCCAUCUGCUCUAGUAUCUCUCACAAUUGAUCCUGAGGAUUGCUCAUUUGCUUCAAAAAGUGGAAGUCAAGAUUCAAAUGUACAGAUGUUGGAUGUCUAUAAUAUUCUUCCUUUCGAUAAUCCAGAUGGUGGAGUUUGGAAACAAGGAUUUGAUAUCACGUACAAUGAAAAUGAAUGGGAUGAUGAACCUCUUCAAGUGUUUGUUGUGCCUCACUCACAUAAUGAUCCAGGUUGGUUGAAGACUUUUGAUGACUACUUCAGAGAUCAGACCCAACAUAUCCUAAACAACAUGGUGGUAAAACUGCAAGAAGACAACAACAGGAAGUUCAUGUGGUCUGAAAUCUCUUACUUUUCAAAGUGGUGGGAUGGAAUAGAUAGCCAAAAAAAGGAUGCUGUUAAAAGAUUAAUAGAAGAUGGCCAGUUUGAAAUAGUAACAGGAGGAUGGGUCAUGCCUGAUGAAGCUUCUGCUCAUUACUUUGCUUUAAUUGACCAGCUGAUAGAAGGACAUCAGUGGCUGGAGAAGACUCUAGGAGUAAAACCGAAGUCUGGUUGGGCCGUCGAUCCCUUUGGGCAUUCGCCAACCAUGACUUACCUUCUGAAACGCUCAGGAUUUUCCAACAUGGUUAUACAGAGAGUCCAUUACUCAGUUAAAAAAUAUUUUGCAACCCAGAAGACGCUAGAAUUUUUUUGGAGACAGAACUGGGAUUUGGGAUCCAGUACAGAUAUCCUUUGCCACAUGAUGCCUUUCUACAGCUAUGAUGUUCCUCAUACUUGUGGUCCAGAUCCUAAAAUCUGUUGCCAGUUUGAUUUUAAGCGUCUUCCUGGAGGAAGAGUAAGUUGUCCCUGGAGAGUUCCUCCUGAGGCCAUUCAUCCUGGGAAUAUUCAGCACAGGGCUUGGAUGAUUUUAGAUCAGUACAGAAAGAAGUCAAAGCUUUUCCGUACUAAAGUUCUGUUGGCUCCAUUAGGGGAUGAUUUCCGCUACAGUGAGAGCUCAGAAUGGGAUCAGCAAUACCAGAAUUAUCAAAAGCUUUUUGAUUUUAUGAACUCUCAUCCUGAGUUACAUGUUAAGGCCCAGUUUGGGACUUUAUCAGAUUAUUUUGAGGCUCUGCGCAAAGCAGGUAAUUUGGAGGAAAAGAACAGCAAUUCAGUUUUUCCUGUUCUGAGUGGAGAUUUCUUCACAUAUGCAGACAGAGAUAAUCAUUACUGGAGUGGAUACUUUACAUCACGACCCUUCUACAAAAGACUAGAUAGAGUUCUGGAAUCCUAUUUAAGAGCUGCUGAGAUGCUUUAUUCUUUGGCACUAGUAGAGUCUAAAAAAUCUGACAAGAUGAAUGCAUUUCCUUCAGUGGACCAUUACAAAUUGCUGACGGAGGCUAGGAGGAACCUAGGACUCUUUCAGCACCAUGAUGCCAUCACAGGAACAUCUAAAGAUUGGGUAGUUGUGGAUUAUGGAACUAGGCUUUUCCACUCAUUAAUGAAUUUGAAGAGAGUGAUCACUGACUCUGCUCAUAUUCUUAUCCUAAAAGACAAAGAUACCUACAGCUACAACCCAUCAGCUCCGUUCCUUAAGAUGGAUGAUGAUCAGUCCUCACAAGAUUCUCUGCCACGCAAGACAGUUAUAAAGCUGAGCAUACAGCCAAGGUACCUUUUGGUUUAUAAUCCUACAGAGCAGGAGCGGUUCUCAGUGGUUUCAGUCUAUGUGAAUUCACCCAAAGUUAAAGUAUUAUCUCCUUCAGGGAAACCUAUUAUGGUCCAGGUCAGUGGAGUAUGGGAUGGAAGAACUACAGUAUCACAUGAAGCAUAUCAGAUCUCUUUCAUGGUGCACCUACCACCUUUAGGUCUGGGAGUUUAUCAGCUUUUGGAGGUUCUGAAUUCAGAAAUGUUCUUGGCUGAUUAUAAUAUAUAUACUAGUGGAGGAAAUAAUGUGCAGGUGAACCCAGAUAAAGUUUUCAAGAUCAAGGAGAUGCAAAAUUCUGCAGAUGACAUUACUUUAGAGAACUCCUACAUGAAACUAUGGUUUUCUGGGAUCUCAGGGCUUCUGAAGAAAAUUAACACAAAAGAAGAUGGCAAAAACCAUCAAAUAAAAAUGGAGUUUGCUUGGUAUGGAACCACAAGUAACAGAGAUAAGAGCGGGGCUUAUCUCUUCUUACCAGAUGGAGAGGCCAAGCCUUAUGUUUUCACAGAUCCACCUACCAUAAGAGUUACUCAUGGAAGGAUUUUCUCAGAAGUUACUUGUUUUUUCCUUCAUUUGACACACACAGUGCGACUCUACAAAGUUCAGGGAUUGGAAGGUGAGUCUCUUGAGCUGUCCAAUAUUGUGGACAUUAGAGGAGAAUACAAUCGUGAGAUUGCAAUGAGAAUUUCAUCUGAUGUAAACAGCCAAAACAGGUUUUACACUGACCUUAAUGGAUAUCAGAUUCAGCCCAGAGUGGCAAUGAGCAAAUUGCCUCUUCAAGCAAAUAUCUAUCCAAUGACUACAAUGGCUUAUAUCCAGGAUAGUGGCGUUCGUUUGACUCUACAUUCUGCUCAGUCUCUAGGUGUUACAAGCUUGAAAAGUGGACAGUUAGAAGUCAUUAUGGACCGUCGACUUAUGCAGGAUGAUAACCGUGGCCUUGGACAGGGUCUCCAAGAUAACAAGAUCACAGCUAAUCUGUUCCGACUUCUGCUGGAGAGAAGAAAUGAAGUAGAUGAGAAAGAAGAGAAGUCAUCAGUUAGUUUCCCCUCUCUUCUGAGCCAUACGACUUCUUUUUUCAUAAAUCAUCCUGUAAUUCCAAUGACUACAUAUGCAGAAUCUGGUGUCCCACAGAUUUUGAAUACCUUUUCUCCACUCACUUCAUCCAUGCCUUGUGACAUGCAUGUGGUCAAUCUAAGGACAAUACAAUCAAAGGCAGAUUCUGGGCCAUCUGAUGAAGCAGCCUUGAUCCUUCACAGAAAAGGACUUGACUGUAAAUUUUCAAACAAAGACACAGGGCUAUUAUGCUCUACUACUCAGGGAAAGAUAAAGGUGCACAAACUCUUUAAUAAGCUAAUCGUUGAAAGUCUUAUACCUACAUCUUUAUCUUUGAUGCAUUCGCCUCCAGAUGCCAGAAAUAUUAGUGAGAUCAAUAUGAGUUCUAUGGAGAUAAAUACGUUCCGGAUUCGACUGAGAUGAAACUUGGCUUUAAUAUUCAUAUAGUGAGGAGGAGUCUGCAGUUAUAUUUCCUCUAAGUUUGACGUGCAAUAAAGAAGCACAUUGUUGUUCCAGCUUCUGGAUACUGUGAGAAAACAUGCAUUCUAGAAUUAUUUUUUUGACCAACACAGUGAAUAGCCAUGUUGCAAACAACUUUUUUGUUUUUACAUAAAAUACCAACAGCAGUAUAAGUUAACACAACACAUGAAGAAAUUUCUAAGGAUGUUAACCUCUCGACAACAAAUUGAAUCUCAGGUUAAAUGAUAAUUAAUGGUUUCUGGGGUUUUUUGUUUUUGAAGGGAGAGGGAGUGGGACUUAAAUGACUUGUUUUGCUGAGCCUUGAUUAAUUUAUAUACAAAUAAUUGCAAUGUUGAAAUCCCUAAUAAAGCUUAGAACUUAAAUGGAAUAAAAAGCUCUUGUGUAAUAGCUAAUGUCCAAAUAUUUGAAACCAUUUAUAUAAGUGACCGUAAUCUCAGUUUAUUCUAUAUUGAAUUUCAAUUUAUUCUAUGGGAUGGAGAUUUGAAUUCUGUGGUAAAGUGAAAGACCGGAGACUUUGUCUCAUAAGAGAUGGUAGAUUUUAACACUUUUUGUUCUACCAUCACUUCGUCAAUUUCAUAGCUUAAGAAAAGAGAGAUAUUCAAAUUAAUCCUGCAAUGGAAAACUAAUAAGUCCCAUUUUGUUGCUUGACACAUUGGGAUAUGUGCAAUUAUUCCAUCAUCAUAUACAAUAAAAAAGUAAAUCUGUAAUAAUCAUGAAUAUAAGAUUUUUUACAAAACUCAUUUGGAUACUGAUGUUCUCUGAAAUGGGUUUUCUAUAUCAAGAUUACCAUAUCAAGAUAAAUGUGCCUUAUUUUUUAAUGUGUCCUGUUACUAUUUUACUGUCCACAUCACUGUUUUGGAGAAAAGGGUAGUUUAUAUAAUACUUAAACUGUGUGUCUUCUAUUUGACCAUGCUGGCCACACUCUGAUCUAUGUCCUUCAGCACCAAAUUUGUGCUGUGUUGUUCUGAACAUUUUGACUAUUUGAAUAUACUGAAACAAUGUCAUAAAACUAAAUAUUGGAAGAAUAAGGAAUAUUGUAAUAUUCAG